UAUAUGGGUGAAACGAACUGAUCCUAGUACAGCCAUUUAUGCAAAUCCUGGCGCGUUUCGGCUUUCUGAUUGGUCGAGCGAGCGUCACGAGACGCGGCACGGUAGAACUCCUGCACUGCUGAGCUCGUGCCGUCUGUGAAAAUGAGUGAGUCUUUAGUUGUGUGUGAGGUGGAUGAAGACCUGGUGAAAAAGUUGCGUGAUUUCCGCUUCAGGAAGGAGACUAAUAAUGCUGCAAUCAUCAUGAAGAUUGAUAAAGACAAACAGCUGGUGAUUCUGGAGGAGGAGCAUGAGGAUAUUUCCCCAGAAGAUCUGAAGAACGAGCUACCAGAAAGACAGCCCAGAUUUGUAGUCUACAGCUAUAAGUACCAGCACGAUGAUGGGAGAGUGUCCUACCCUUUGUGUUUCAUCUUCUCCAGUCCUGUUGGAUGCAAACCUGAGCAGCAGAUGAUGUACGCUGGCAGCAAAAACAAACUGGUACAGACGGUUGAACUGACCAAGGUGUUUGAGAUCAGGAACACUGAAGACCUGACUGAGGAGUGGCUCCGAGAGAAACUGGGCUUCUUCCGCUAAGAAAGGACCGAAAAAGCUAACAGUCAUGUUUAAAGAGUGACCGAGAUGGGACCAUCACCUCCAAACGGAGAGAAUACCAUAGUCCAUCUGAUAAUGUCUGUUUGUGUAUGUUUGAAUGCUUCUGCCCAAACUCUAAACCCGCCUGUACCAGUUUAAGAUGACAGAAAUUUGAGGUGCAAAGAAAAGAAAAUGUGAAAGCAAAUUCCACAUAUACACUAAACAAUUCCUUGGAUUUUUAAAAUCAUUCCGCCGUCAUCCCUAAGCAGUAACGUAUGUACCGGCCUGCAUAGGUGGUCCAGGCUUACUGCCAUGAUAGUUGGAUGACAUGUUGUGAUUUUUAUGUCAGCUAUCCUUCAUGAUAGAUGACACGGCAACAGUUUGAAACAUUGUAUUACUCUAUAAUGUGGCAUGUUUUGCCAGUUUUGGUAUAAAAUCAUAUGGGUCUUCGUGUAAAGCUCUGAUGAGGGCCAGACAUUUUCUUCCUUUGUAAUGCAUUUUCUAACUUGAAUUUGACCAAACAUGAAUUAUUUUGUUUUGAUAUCUGUUGAACUGUAACGGUAGGUGAAGAGGACAGAAGUCUUACUGAUAUUUUUGGGAGAAACCGUUUACUUGUCAUAAAUUCAUUCUUUUUUUUUGCCUUUUUUAAAUCUGCGCUCACGGCCUGAUAAAUCUCAACUAAAGAUUAAAAUCUGUGAAGACAA
This is a messenger RNA of Puntigrus tetrazona (Sumatra barb), 1271 nucleotides long. It is a transcript of the gene gmfb, whose product is annotated as glia maturation factor, beta. Gene Ontology annotation, cellular component: actin cortical patch. Gene Ontology annotation, biological process: actin filament debranching; negative regulation of Arp2/3 complex-mediated actin nucleation. Lineage: Eukaryota; Metazoa; Chordata; Actinopteri; Cypriniformes; Cyprinidae. The transcript has 7 exons. The coding region runs from base 142 to 570 and encodes 142 amino acids. Gene Ontology annotation, molecular function: Arp2/3 complex binding; actin binding. The record is from RefSeq and is a predicted model, not a curated record.